Molecule: messenger RNA, 1455 nt
Organism: Dendrobium catenatum
Lineage: Eukaryota; Viridiplantae; Streptophyta; Magnoliopsida; Asparagales; Orchidaceae
Product: protein MANNAN SYNTHESIS-RELATED 2
Exons: 6
Coding region: 106-1347 (413 amino acids)
Source: RefSeq, a predicted model, not a curated record
CAAGGAGUCUCGUCUUUGUUUCUGCGCUUGCUCUCUGUGCCAAUCUCUGCUCGCCUGAUCUCUUUCGCCGUCUUUCGGUGUUCUACACUUUGGCGGAUUGCGACAAUGGCAGUGGAUCCAAGGCAGAUUCUGGGGGCUUUCCUCACCAUCUCCAUGUUCGCUAUGCUGGGGAAUAUGAUCAAGAGAGACCAUUUCGAUGCCUACAAGAUGAGUCUUCAAAUGCAAUCUGGUGUUCGCUUAAAGAAGUUUGAGGAGAAUAAGGUUUCAGCAAUAACACUUUUGUCUAAGGGUCCCUGGAAUGUUGAUAGCCAGCAGCUGAAGCAAUGCUGGACCAAACCGGUUUCAAAGGAUACUGAGCCAUCCAAAGGUUUCAUUGUAUUCUCUUUGACAAAUGGUCCCGACCAUCAUGUGUCGCAGCUUGCAGAUGCUGUGGUUAUUGCUAGGUAUGUAAAUGCCACACUUGUCCUACCUGACAUCAGGGGAAGUGAACCAGGUCAAAAGAGGAUAUUCCAAGAUAUGUAUGAUGUCGAUAAAUUCAUGAGGAGCUUGGAUGGUGUGAUUACGAUAGUUAAAGAGCUCCCCCCUGAAGUAACUUCCAGGAGCCCAGCUGUAGUGAGAGUUCCUAAUGGGGCUUCAGAAGAUUUCAUAGUGAAAAAAAUUGAACCUAUAUUCCGGGCUAAGGGUUACUUGAGGCUUUCUACCUACUUCCCUUCGGUAAAUCUGAAAUUGAGGGAGAAGCAGAAUGCUGACCUGGCCUCGACAACAUGCUUAGCAAUGUUCGGAAGCCUUGAACUGAAACCAGAGAUUCAGGAGCUGGUAGACAUGAUGGCUGGGAGCCUUAGAACCCUGAAUCAGAAGUCAAAUGGCUGUUUUGUUGCAAUUGACUUGAGAACAGAUGUUCUGGAGAAGAAAAUCUGCAAACAAAAUGGAUUUAAGAAAAGAAAGAGUUGUUACAACGCUCAAGAGAUUGCAGAAUUCUUGAAAAAAAGGGGCUUUGAUGGAAAUACCACUAUUUACCUGACACAGACCUGGUGGCAUGAAAGUCUCAAUUUCUUCAGGGAGAUAUUUCCAAACACUUAUAUAAAGGAUGAUUUGAUCCCUGCCGACAAGAAAGGUGCAUUUCUGAAGGCAGGAAGCUCUGACCUACAGCGUGCAAUCGAUUUCUACAUCUGUUCACAAAGUGAUGCAUUUGUUCCAGCCUUCACCGGCCUGUUUUAUGGACAUGUCGCUGGAAGAAGAAUAGCUUCCGGCAGGACUCAAAUACUUGUGCCUUCAUCUCCUUCACCCGACUUUCUCUCCUCCUUUGUGUCCAAGAAGAACCAUUUGGCUUACUCAUGCUAUUGCUAAUAGAACUUUCAUGGGAUGCUUUCACUCAAGCCAUUGGAGAGCCAAAAAGUUUGUUUUCUUAUCUCAGGUUUUGCUUGGGCAGCUUUCUUACUACUUUCUAAAGCAGUU